UCUUCACCAUUGUCUUCUAGCCCACCGUCCGCGUCUCCGCAAAGACCCCUCUAGCACUGGGCUCCCCAAACUCGGAACCAACUCAUUUGGUGCCUGGGUUCCACCUCCGAGACAACUUACCAGACGCGCCUAGUUUCCUUUCGCCCACACUCAAGUACCGCGCAGUUACCCCACCCUCCGUUGGUCGUUCCUUAAAAGAUUUGGCAAUCCCUUGAUCAAUCACCCCGGGGUAAUUGUUGGUGGCGACUACCUUCACGGCCGCUGGUCAAGUUGUACUUAGCCCCGACUGCGUUCCCAUCACGCGACACCUGCGCACCAAGUCUGAACACAUCCGACUGCUUCAUCACGACCACCGAGCACAACAGAACACCUCCAUCCCUCUAACAAUAAAUACACCCAAACUUCGUCCCCGCCUACCAUCACAAUGCUUCCGACUCUGCCUCAGUUGGCCGAUUACGACAUCUCGCCUCGGAACGGCUUCUUGCCCGAUGAAAUUCCGCUCGAUGUCCUACCGGAUCGCUACUACCAACCAUGGGAGACAAUCGUACGCAACUUCCAAAGCUUGAUUCUCGCCAAGCGGCUACGUGGAAUAGUCGACACACUACCAGUACUGGGGACCCAGUUCCUUCUCACAGAAGCUGAGUGGAGGAGAGCCUACUCCAUUUUGGGGUUCAUUGCCCAUGCAUACAUCUGGGGCGGUGACGGACCAUCUGAUAUUGUACCACCAUCCAUCUCGAUACCGUUCAUGGAGACAUGUAGACACUUGGAGCUCCCACCAGUCGCAACCUUUGCAGCCGUCUGCCUGUGGAACUGGCGACCUCUGUUCGACUGGGAACCUGCAGACACCUUGGACAACCUCGCAACGCAAAUGACCUUCACUGGCUCAACGGACGAAUCUUGGUUCUACCUAGUGUCCGUAGCGAUUGAAGCAAGAGCUGGACCGGUCAUUCCAAUGAUGAUCCGUGCUAUUGAGGCCGCUAGGAACAACGAUAGCAAGACAGUCGUGGAGUGUCUUCAAAAGUUCGCAGGGAGACUCGAUGAGCUGGGCGCCCUAUUGGAGCGCAUGUACGAGAGCUGCGAUCCACACGUCUUCUACCACCGCAUCCGACCCUACCUGGCUGGAAGUAAGAACAUGGUGGACGCUGGUCUUCCAAAUGGUGUCAUGUUUGACGACGGUACCGGCCAGCAACCAUAUGUACAGUUCAGCGGCGGCAGUAACGCGCAGAGCUCCACUAUCCAGUUCUUUGACAUUGUCCUUGGAGUGGAACACAGACCUACCGGUGAGAAGAGGGAUGACACAGGAAAGCCUACUCCAUCCGGACCCUCGCAUGGCUUCAUCCAGGACAUGCGCAACUACAUGCCAGGGCCUCAUCGCAGGUUCCUAGAACAUAUGGAGAGCGUCGCAAACAUUCGAGAGUACGUCACAUCGAAUCGCAGAGAUCGGGCUCUGACGACAUCUUACGACGCAUGCCUAGCCAUGCUGCGGAGUCUGCGCGAUAAGCAUAUCCAGCUUGUAUCACGGUACAUUAUCAUCAAAUCGCGCGAGACGCAGUCGACCUCGCGAUCGCUGUCACCUAAGCCAGCACACACCCAACGUGUCAACUUGGCCAACACCAUGGCUCGCACGGGAAGUAAGAAACUUCGUGGCACAGGAGGCACAGCUUUGAUUCCUUUCCUGAAACAAGCACGCGACGAGACUGGCGAGCCUGCAAUCGAUGCAUGGGCAAAGCGAUUGCUCAACAACGGGCCUGCAGAGAUUGGAGCGUCCUUUGGCGUUGAUGAUGGCGUUGCCCGGCUAGGCAAGAUAUCAGAAGCCUUCAAUGGGCAGGUUGAGAUUGUCGGUCUUGCAGGAACCUGGAGUGUCGAUGAUAGCGAGGGAGGUAUCUGUCAUUGGUGAUGGAUGAGAACACGAUUACCCGAAAAGCAUAUUCUCAGGCGUUUGGAAUUGAAAC
Molecule: messenger RNA, 1952 nt
Organism: Alternaria rosae
Lineage: Eukaryota; Fungi; Ascomycota; Dothideomycetes; Pleosporales; Pleosporaceae
Product: indoleamine 2,3-dioxygenase alpha type
Exons: 2
Coding region: 425-1897 (490 amino acids)
Biological process (GO): 'de novo' NAD+ biosynthetic process from L-tryptophan
Cellular component (GO): cytoplasm
Molecular function (GO): metal ion binding; indoleamine 2,3-dioxygenase activity; heme binding
Source: RefSeq, a predicted model, not a curated record